AUGGCUGUCAGCACAGCAGCUACAACCGUCCUGCCUCCAGUGAAGAGCGUGGUGGUCUACAGGAAUGGAGACCCUUUCUACAAUGGGCGUAGGUUUGUGGUGAACCAGCGACAGGUGGCCACUAUGGAGGCCUUUCUGAAUGAAGUGACUCAGAGCAUUGGUGCCCCGCUUGCCAUCAGGACUCUGUACACCCCCAGACAGGGCCACAGGGUCACAGACCUGCAGGACCUGCAGACUGGAGCCCAGUAUGUCGCAGCUGGCUUUGAGAGGUUUAAGAAACUAGAGUGAGUACAAAAACCUGUAAAACUAGGGAUUAUGUUCAUGUAUAGUACUUCUACUAGCAUUUUCGGUAACACUUUACAAUAACCAUAACUUAUAAAUGGUAAAUAGAACAUUUAUAAAUGGUAAUAUAAUUAGCAUAUAGACCAUUAAUAAAUUGUAAAUUUGACAGUUUUAAAAACCUGACCCUAACCCUAACUUUACGAGAACCAUCUAAGUAAUGUUUAUUGGUGGUUUACAAACCACCUAUUAAUUAUUCACAAAGUAUUACAAACAUCAGUUAUGUGAUACUCACAAAAGUGUUUUUGUAGAGUUAUUAUUAUUGUUUUAUCUCCUCUGAAGUCACUUUUGGUUUAUUGCUGGGGGGGGGGGGGGGGGGGCAAAGGAAAUUGUUCAUGUUAUUGAGUUUAUUUCUUGAAGACUGAGAAAAAUAUACAUUUCAUGAGAAUGUUAUCCAAAUAUGGUUUAUACCAGUGCUUUAAUGCAGACAGAAUAACAGAUUUAAUUUAUUGUUGCAGUGAAAAGGUUAAAAAUGUGAGAAUGAACAAAAUCCGUUGGACUUGGAGAAUGAGCAGUCCUGGUCCUGUUUCACUUUACUCUUCCUUGUUUCCAGCACUCCUGUCCAGGAUUAUCUAUCGGCUAGCGGCCUAGCCGGGACCCGCUUCAGUUACAACUUAAUAACAAUCUCAAUAAUGUUUAUAGAUUGUUUAAAAACUAAAUAUUAACCAUUUACAAGGUGCUACUGACACACAUUGUAAUCUAGACAUUUUACAACCAAUAUUUAAACCCUAUAUAAACCUUUAAUAAAUAGUCCAUUAAUAAUUAAUGAAAAUAAUUAAUCAUAGUUUCAUUGCUAUCUAUUUACCAUUUAUAAAUUUUGGUUAUUGUAAAGUGUUACCCAUUUUUUAAUGAAAUAUGUGAUUUUUGUGUUUAGUUACCUGAACACAGGAGUGAAAAAGCCAGUGCCUCGAGAGGAUAUCCAGGUAGGCCCUAGAGUCAACAGCUUGUUUUUUUAGACCAACAGCAGAGUCCAUCAUUCAUUAAUCCAAGUCUAACUGGAAAGAAUGCACCACCAUGCAGGCUGAACUAAAAUCAAGUAGAUCCAUGCCAAGUCAAAUAUGCCGUUACAGAGAAAAGCCCAUUAAUGUAGUAACAUAUUGCAUUAUAAGCAUAUUUCAUUCAGAUGUACAUUGUGGCAUGUGUGCAGAGUCUAUUUUUGUGCUUGCCAUCCUGCUGAUGCCACUAACUGUGAUGUUAAAUACUUCAAAUAAUGGGAUGAUCACACGCCACUGUGCUGUCCAUCCAGCAGUCACCCUAGCUGUGCUUUGUGCUAUUUCAGGAGUCUUCAUGAGACAUAAGAUUGAGUAUUUAAAGCUGGAUUGAGUCCGAGAUUCCCUCUGUUUCUAUGUUUGUGAACACAUCUGAGGUUGUUGGUGUUAAAUCUUCGUCUUUACAUAAAAAUAAAACAGGUUGUGGUGAUGAUGAAAUGUUCUCCUAACUGCCACACAUUUAUUUCAGUAGUUACAGCAGUUACACACACACACAGCCACUCAUGUUGACAAGUGUACACUUUGUAUUCUGACCACCUGGCAGGAAAGCACUGCUUGGUUUUCAGACACAGUGUGCUCUUAAGUCCUGAGUCUUCAGUGUUAGUUCUGAAACAUGAGUGGAGAGUAAUCGUAUGUGCCUUGGGUGUCUGCCACUUGGAAAGUGCGGUCCUUGGUUUUUAAGUCUUACAUGCUUUGUGUUGUGGUUGCUGUGGAGCGACGCAGGAAGUGUGCCCAUAUGUGCUUGUGUUUGAUCCCAGAAGUGAAACAUAAGCCUCUGCCAGUGUGCAGCGUUAUCAGAGUUUGGUGCAUGUCUGGGCAGGCCUGACACCCAUAUUCAACCCCCGAGAGAUUGCUGUAAAUACAUCCAACGUCUGAUGAUUAAAAGUGAAACAAUAAGGGAUGAUUUUUAAUGUCUGCUUUUAGAUUUAGUCAUUUUGGGAUCAGAUAUCGGCUCCAGAUUUUAUUGAUACAAGACAGCAUAGGUGAAGGCUUUGAGAUAGGGGUGUGUGAAUGUGCCACCAAAGAUGUCUCAGAGUAACAUCAGUUUCCAUAGCUGUGGCACUUGAGCUGACACGAGCAGAAUGGUUGAUCAGUCAUUAGGCAUUGGACAUAAGUGAUUUUGCAGUGAUGGAUGUAUUUUCUAAUUUAUGUAUAGGAGUUGUCAGUAUUGCUGCAAAACUGAAAGUGUUUCACAGCACUUUUAUGGUUAUUUUCUAAAUCUUUCUACAGGGAAAAGCUCUGCAGAGACCAAAUGUUUCUGCUAAAUGGAGGAAAUUUUUACCUGUCCCUUGCAUCUUACAGUGAGUCGGACACACUCUUUCAGAACACAAACAUUAAUCAUCAGUGCAUAUAGAUUAUGUCGAUAAUUAUUAUCUUUCAAGCUUUGAUUCUUAUUUUUCAAAGCUAAAAAUUAAAAAUGUGGAUGUUUACUUUCUGAUCAGUGUAUUCCGUAAUGGGGAUCUCUUGUGUCCACCCUUCCGAUUCAUCAUCCCCCGGACUAUGCGGCAGGACCUCGAGCAGAUACUCAGUCUGGUCACAGAGAAGGUCAGCUUACGAACUGGAGCUGUUCGUAGGUCAGUGACACAGCUGCACACAUACGCUUUGAGGAAUACAAAUAGAAAGAGAGUGAGACCCAGUAAAUGCCCCCUUUCACCCUUCUGCUCUCUCAGGUUGUGCACUCUUGAAGGAGUGACUGUGGCCUCAGCUGCAGAGCUGGAGACUGGCCACUGCUAUGUUGCCGUGGGAACUGAAAAGUUCAAGAAACUUCCAUAUGUGGAGCUGUUGGUUUCAAAAGCGACUGAGAGGUAUUGUUUUGCAAGGUCCUCUUUUGUUGGUGUGUGAAAAAGUCUCCUUUUGUGCAGCUGUAGUGACUAAGAUGUUCUUUAGUAAAAAAAAAGAAUUAUAAAUAAUAAUGAAGCAAUACCAGGAAAAAAAUACUCUGUACUUUUUUAUGUGUAGAUAUCACCCAGGAAAGAGACGGCUGUUAAGAAGAAAUGAGGUAAUUUUUAAACUCUUGUGUACAACUAUUAAGUCAUCAGUUUAUGUAGAUUUGCUCCAUGAUUAAAUCAUAAUUCACUGAAUCCAUCUUAUCAUGAGUGGUUUGGCAUCUUGAACAAAUUGGAUCAUUUUGUAUUUUAUUGAAUCACACCACAUGAUUCAUGUGCCAUGUUUGUGAUUUGUUUGCGUCUCAUAGAACAGAAAAGCGGGGAGCGGUCCAGAGGACCAGUACAGUGACUCGGCUCUCCUUGACUCCCCUGAGGUGAGAAACCCAAUCUUUUAUUUACACUACAGGAGCUAUACCAGGACUGUUAACUGGAUUAAUGUUUACAGCCUAACGCAUUCAGUAUACCACUGAGAAAACCUCUUUAGCCCUUUAACGCCUGACACCACAAAUUAUGGCCAGAAAAUUCAAAUUUUUUUUUGGAGCUGAAAUGUUUAUUUCACUUACUACUGAAAACCAAAAAAAUCAAAAUGUCUUUAGAUUUAACAAAUAUAUUUAUUUAUCUCGUUUGAUACAUUAGAUGUUUUUGGAAACUGAAAAACUACGAGAGGACAUUUUUAUCAUUUAUUUGACUGUAUUCAGGUGGGGUUUUUUUUGUAAUUUGUUGAUUAUAUUGAUUUGAUAGAAGUACAUGGAAGUAUGUAUCAAACAUGAUACAAAAGGCAUUAAAGGGUUAGAUUCGACUCUUUCAGUACAUGAAACCACAUCGAAACCUCUGUAUUCAAUCAUGUUCCAUGAAUUUCAGUUGGACGGCCGCAGAGUGAAGUCAACAGGAGAUGAAGCAGCAGCUCCAGUCGCCACACAGCGGCAAAGGAACAGGAGAGACGCAGCAGAUGAGACCUCCAUGUUCUUCGCUAGGCCCGUGAAGAUCCGCUAUAACAGAGGACCACCAAGACCACCACUCAGGAAUGGAUCCUGUGAGUGUCCCCAUGUAUCAUAUCAAUCUUUUUUUCCCUCCUCCUAGUCACCAUUAUUUUUAUUUUGUGUUAAACAUCAAAACAAAAUCAGCUGCUUGAUUCACAGUUACAGUUCGGGCCACUUUGCUUCAGAGAGCAGGAAGGAAGAAAAGAGAAGAGGUACGAGGGGCUGAGGAGGUCCAUGAGGAUGAAAAUACAGCUAUAGAGCUUCCUGUUGACCAGGUAAGUGCUACUGAAAUGUUGGUGGUAAAGUAACAGCAUGAAAACACAUGUCCAGAGCAGAGAUAAAACUGCCUCUCAUUUUCCUUUUGAAGCGAGUUGCAGAAAUAGUGGAGGAUGAGGAGAUAAACAACCAAGAUGUUCCUUUCCAAAACACAAACCAGGUAGGUAGCAAUUGUUUGUCAUGGCCCAGGUGAAUCAGUCCUUCCCGUUUAGGCUUUCAGGUAUAAAUGUUCAUGCUCAGAUCAAACACUGAACUUAUAAAAAUGAUUUAUUCCUAGAGACGGAUCUUUGGGACCACAAUAGUCCGAAUAAGACAUUUGUUUUUGUACAUUGCAGACCCUUUAGCUGUUUAAGUAUACACACAUGGGCACAUUUUCCAAUCUAUUUCUAUCACAAAUCCAUAUACUAUAUCCUGCAUUUACGCAACACAAAACAUGUUUUGUCAAGAGACUCACAAAUCACAAAAAAGUGAGCGGCACAAUGAGGGGGAACACCCACGCAGGCAGAAUGGAGAGCAGGUACCGUUUAGGCGGGUGGGUGGUUACAUUUACAUAAUCACAAUACACUUGUCCUCAUGAAAAGGUUCAGUUAUCCCUUUAUUUACAAACGGGCUCAGUGUGAUAUUUUUGUCCUACAAAAGGCACCGUCAUCUGGGCAAGAUGGUGUGAAACAGACAGAAAAUUCAACAAGGACUGAAGAGUCUGCUGAAACAGUGGAGGUACAGUAAACACACCUAUACAGAAGAAGAAGAAAAACGCUUAAAUUCGGCAGUCCUGAACAAACUAAAAGUGAGUAAUCUAUAGUUCUUGUCCCUAAAGGAGCCUGAACUGAAGCAGAUGUCUCCUGACCUGCGGCCUUCAUCAUCUACCUCCCAGGGAAAAAUCCAAUAA
Messenger RNA from Xyrichtys novacula (pearly razorfish), 5359 nucleotides. The record is from the annotation of a GenBank genome assembly. Lineage: Eukaryota; Metazoa; Chordata; Actinopteri; Labriformes; Labridae.